CAGUGCGCGUGCGCCUCCGCAAGUUCCGCAAGCAGACGCGAAGUGCGUGGCGCCGGCGCCCAGACCAAGCAAUCGAAUUGAGACAUCAGCCACCUUCGAGUGUGUGCGUGUGUGUGUUUGAGUGGGAGGUGACGAAGCGAAAAGCCGCAAAGUUCACAAGGAAAAGUUGUGAAAAUUGAUUUCCCAGCAAGGCGCUGAAGCCAAACCGAAAUCAUUUGUGUGCCCAUCAACAAACCGAAAACGUUGUAGUUAAACUUGAACAAGAAUGCUCCAAUUGUGCACCAUCUACGCCUGCGCCAACGGCACGCUGGGCCUGAAUUUGAGUCGUGCCCCCUGGGACCCGUAUCCAUGGGUCAGCGGGGUGCAGGAGAAAUCAAAUGCGGAGCGCGGCGGUGUCCGCAUUGGCGAUACCCUGUUGGAGCUGAAUGGAGUGGACAUACUCGGCCUAAGGAUCAGUGAGCUGGCCAGUCGCCUGGCCGAGCACUGGCACAGUGGCGCCGAGUGUGUCACCAUGAUGAUGUGGCGCCAGCAGGCAGCCAUCACAUCCCCCGAAGAUGCUGAGGAGGCAUCCCACGCUGUGCAGCAUGGAAUUAAUCAACAAUCGCUGCAAAAGUUUGCCACAUGCCUUCAACAUAUUUCCCAAUUACUGGAGUGUCCUGUGUGCCUUGAGGUCAUCAAACCACCUGGAUGGCAGUGCUGCAACGGACACGUGCUCUGCAAUAAUUGCCGCAGCCGGUCCGUGAAGUGUCCGGUGUGUCGUGUGCCCCUUGGACCCAGGGGUCGCUGCCUGCUGUCGGAUAAAUUAUUCACCCUGCUGGCCGAGAGUUUUCCAUGCGAUGGCGGAAAAACCAACAAGGUGACUGCGGACCUGGACCACGGCCCGGAGGGUCAGCGAAAGCUGAGCAGCGUCAACAAGUGCACAAAUGAAUAUCAUAAUCAACCAAAAAUGGCACUGGCCAAGUCGAACACCGGCAAGAAGUGCGGCAAGCAAAUCUCCAGGCAACUGCAGCUGGACGCAGUGGCCGUUGUGGUUCUGAAUGCCACAGACAGCGGUGCAGGUGCAGGUGCAGAUGGUGGGGUGCUGCAGCACCCGCAAAUGCCAAAGGGAAAUGAGGAAAAUGCUCGAAUUCGAAAUAAUGUCCCCGCCGCCGACAACAGCAGCAACCACAGCAGCAACGGCAGCAGGAGGUGGCACAGUCAGGGCCAGGACGAGAAGGACCUGCAACGUUGCACACUGAUAAAAGUGCAGCACCAGGAGAGUCGUUUCAGCGAGCAGCAGAAGAAGUCGGUGCUGGAACUGCUCGAGAGCAACAAUGUGCUCGUUAAACCAAAGUUAAAGUUGAGUAAGAAAAGUUGUCGGAUUACAGGCAAAGAUCAAGACGGAUUGCGCUCCGAUGAAGUUGCCAACAUAAAUGCUGGGCAACACCAAACAGCGGGGCAGGAGGAGGAAGAGGAGGAGCAGGUGAUGCACCCAGCUGGCGGCAGAGGCCGGCUGCAAUUUCAAAAUUAUCAUUGCCCCACUGGGAAAUCAUGUAUCUCCAGCAGCUGCAGCGCUGUGCUCAAACUUUCGCAGCCAGCUGACGGCUCUCGGAACAAAUUGUCAACCGUCAAAGCUGGGGCCGCCACCGCAGACGGAGUGGCAGCCGAAAUUGCAGCGGCCACCUUAUCAGUGGGGAGCCAUAAACAGGCGCCAGCAUCUGAAGUAAAUCAGGCAACGUCGUCGCUAGUUUCGGGGUCGGGCGCGUCAUCAAUAAAGUCCUGCGAGUGGCAGCUGCUGAGGCAUCUCAGCAGCGAGCACCGCCUUUCCGUGCUGCACUCGUACGGCACGUUCGGGGAGCGGCUGCACGUCCAGCUGCCGUCCCAGCAGGCGGUGGCAUGCCUCAGUCUGAGCGAGGAUGUCAGUCCGGGCCACGAGCAUGUCAGAGUGCACACAUUUUUCCUGGCUGUCAUAGCGAUCAGCACAGGGCAUGCCGUUUUCCUCUGGCACCUGGACGACCCGGACGACCGACCACAGGAGGAGUCACACUUUGAGACUGUCAUCGAGACACAGGGCGGGCAUGUCAAGUGGUGCGGUGCCGCCCAUUCACUCAGGCGCAGUUGGCCGGAGAUUGGUGCUUCUGGCCAUUUCCUCAACUGCCACAACCUUCAGGAGAACGCCAGCGCAGCCUUUGAUAUCACAGUGAAAAGAAGUGCUCCAACCCCCAAGCUAUAGUCUAAACCUAAUUAGUGAUAAGCUUAGAAUAUUCAUUAGUGAGUAGAGAAUGUGGAAAGCAAAGACUGCAAAUGAAUUUCCCAUUUAGAGUCUGUGUAAUUUAGCAUCAAUUUUCAUGGCAUUCCGAACGAGUGGAAAUAAAAACCGAAAUACAAAUGAAGCGUGGAUGCAAAAUCUCUUGACGAGCUUGACGGGUGUGUGCUUUGUAAAUUAUAUUUGCAUUUUUUUAAUGCUCGCAUUCGUGUUCGGACUCGUGUUCGUGUAUUUAUUCGCAAAAAUGCAAAACGCAAUUUGGAAAUGUGUUUAAUGUGCAAUAUUUUUAAUUAAUAAAAACAUUUAGAAAUAUGCUGGCCAGGCAAAUUGAA
This is a messenger RNA of Drosophila subobscura, 2577 nucleotides long. RefSeq lists its product as uncharacterized. Lineage: Eukaryota; Metazoa; Arthropoda; Insecta; Diptera; Drosophilidae. Gene Ontology annotation, cellular component: cytoplasm. The record is from RefSeq and is a predicted model, not a curated record. The transcript is spliced from 5 exons. Gene Ontology annotation, molecular function: ubiquitin protein ligase activity; protein binding. Bases 266 to 2212 code for a protein of 648 amino acids.